AAUCUAAAAAAGUACUUGCUACCCACAACAAAGAACAAAAGAAUGACGGCCGGCAAGCAAGGAACCAAUGCAAUGCAAACCAUUAUCAUAUCAAGCUAAUAAUAAGACCAAUUAAACGACUAAAAUCACCACAAUAAAGUUUAAUUUCAAUUAAAAACACUCAAAUAAGCAACCUUGAUACCAACUAACGUGACAUGGAAUCCUAACAUUGGUCCACAAUCUCACUUUUGGCCAAAAACCAUGAAACCUUCUUCCAAAAAUAUUCAUCACAAAAGUAUAAACAAUUUAUUUAUUUUUGAACAAAAAUAAAAAACAAUGUAUAUACAUAAAAAAAUAUAUAACAAAAUAAAAUCAAAAUUGCAGUACAGCCAAUAAAAUUAAAAAGCCGUUAAAUCGGUCCCAAUGUGGACCCCAAAAGCUACCAAUAAAAAAAAAAAAUUUAUUAAAAAGCCAAAAAAAAUUAUUUAUAUUUUAUGAAAUCAAACUUAGCUUUAUUUUUUCCUUAAUAUUCAAAAUUAGCCGUUGCAGUUACAACCUCCCCGUCACAACAUUUAAAUAUUCUACCCCUUCAACAAAGCAACCUCCCUCCCUCCCUUUAAUUCCCUCACUUUCCUCCGCUCCUCUACCACCAAAUUUCCCCUUCAUUUCCUCCCUCGACUUCGAAAAUUUUCCUAUUUUUCCAAUUACGAUCUCGAUAUCAUUAUUCGUAAACAAUAACAACAUUAUACGUUCUAUACAAUGUGUUCCAUUCUUCUUAACCCGAAAAGAUCACUAUCUACCCCGCUACUUUACCUAUCCAGUAGUGCUACGAAUAGCAGUAGUAGUAGUAGUAGCGAGGCAGCCGAGGAUAACCCGAAUAAUAUUGGUUAUCCUCGGCCGUUUGAGAUAAUGAAAAAUGUGGAAAAGUUAAUAGGAGGGUCAACAAAAUCGUACAAACUCCUAGAUGUACUUUCGGGUCAUGUAGGGGCGAUUUCGUGUUUAGCGUUAUGCGGCGAAUUUGUGUUGAGUGCGUCUCAAGGAAAGGACAUUAUUGUAUGGCAACAACCCGAUUUACGGCUUUUUACUAAGUUUGGUGCAGGAGAAGGCUCGGUCAAGGCGCUUGUUACGGUUGCCAAUAAAGUGUUUACGGCCCAUCAAGAUAGCCGAAUUCGGGUGUGGAAGGUGUCUAAGAGAUCGGAGAACGUGUUUCGACUCGUGGACACGCUUCCUACGACGAAGGAUUAUCUAGGAAAGUGUAUGAAACAGAGUAAUUAUGUACAAAUUAGAAGGCAUCAUAAGAAGUUAUGGAUUGAACAUGCUGAUAGUAUAUCAUGUUUAGCAGUUGAAAAUGGGUUAAUUUAUUCUGGUUCUUGGGAUAAGACUUUAAAGGUUUGGAGAUUAUCUGAUUUAAGGUGUUUAGAGUCAAUUAAAGCGCAUGAUGAUGCAAUUAAUGGGUUAAUUGCUAAAAAUGGGGUUGUUUACUCUGCUUCUGCUGAUGGGAAAAUUAAGGUAUGGGGUAAGGAGUGUAGUAAGAAAAACUCGAGCUCGAGUUUGCAUAGGUUGGAGGGGGUUCUAGAGGGUCAUAAGGAUGUAUCAAUGAAUGCCGUGAUCGUGUCCGAUCGCGGGAAUGGGGAUGGGGAUGAGAAUGAGAGGGUGUAUGGAGGUGCAUCAGAUGGGUAUUUGAUGGGGUGGGAAAGGGGAAAAGAAGGGGAAUGGAAGUUGGUAGUAGAGGUAAAAGCACACCAAUUAUCAAUUUUAUGUUUAAGUUUUAUGGGAGAUAAUUUGUGUAGUGGAUCAGCUGAUAAGAGUAUUUGUUUAUGGAAAAGAGAUGAUUAUAAUUUGAAAGAUGGAUUAAAAAGUGGGAUUAGCAAAAUUGGGGUGAUUAGAGGGCAUGAUGGUCCAAUUAAGUGUUUACAAGUAUCACCUAAUUGUGUUGGAGGUGGAUUUUUGUUGUAUAGUGGAAGUCUUGAUAAAAGUUUAAGAGUUUGGUGGGUUUCUAAGGAUAUUAGUGAUGAAGAAAAACAUUGAUUUUCGUACAAGAUUUCAUCAAUUUUAAUUUUUUUUUGGGUGUUUAGUUUUGGUUGAUUAAGAAGCAUUGGUCAUUAAUUUUUGAGAAUGUCCAAUGCUUUACAAGUUGAUAGAUACAUUUUUUAUUUUAUUGUUUGGUUUUUUGAUGUGUUCUUCUUGUAUGGUUGUAUAAGGUGUGGAGUUUGUAAUUGGUAGUUUGAUUUGUAAUUUAUUUAUUUAUUUAUUUAUUUAUUUGUUGAUGACAAGAGUUUUGGUUUACACUAUCCAUUAAGGAAUGUUACUAGUGAUGGAUAGUCUAUUGUGUUGAUGUGAUGUAUAUAUGCUCUUAAAUUGCCGUUAUACUUUUAUUUCAUUAGAGGUUGUAAUGAUUGUUAUUAUGAAUGAAAAUUCCUUUGUCUUGAACUAGUUGUCUUAUUUAUUUUUUAGCGAUUCUUUAAGAUUUUAUUUGAACAGUUGAUAGUGGAAAAUGUCUUGACAUAUUUUUAAGGACACGUUACAAAUUUUUUUAAUAAAGAGGGCAACUUGUUACACCUAAAAAAGGCGAGUUCAUAUAUAUGCCCUUGUAGGUUAAACAAACAUAGCAAAUAGAG
Messenger RNA from Chenopodium quinoa (quinoa), 2597 nucleotides. Its product is annotated as protein JINGUBANG-like. The coding region runs from base 739 to 2007 and encodes 422 amino acids. The transcript has a single exon. Gene Ontology annotation, molecular function: protein binding. The record is from RefSeq and is a predicted model, not a curated record. NCBI's taxonomy places the organism in Eukaryota, Viridiplantae, Streptophyta, Magnoliopsida, Caryophyllales, Amaranthaceae.